Messenger RNA from Populus nigra (black poplar), 1852 nucleotides. Its product is annotated as myb family transcription factor PHL6-like. The coding region runs from base 339 to 1688 and encodes 449 amino acids. The transcript is spliced from 8 exons. Lineage: Eukaryota; Viridiplantae; Streptophyta; Magnoliopsida; Malpighiales; Salicaceae. The record is from RefSeq and is a predicted model, not a curated record. Gene Ontology annotation, molecular function: DNA-binding transcription factor activity; DNA binding.
CAAUGCAGUGCAGAGGAACACAAGCUACCAAAAGCUUCCCGACACGGGAGUUCUUUUUUACCCCCAAAGAAUCCUAAACUUCAUCGUUUUUGUUUUAACAUCAUUACCUUAUUUACAUGGAGAGAGGAGAGGGAAGCAGGGGAGCUUCAUUGGUGGGCUUUUCUUGUUUUUGUAGAAUACAUGCAGGAAGACAGAAGCCAUCACACCAAAUACAGCACCCUCUUCCUCUUUCUUAACGCAUGGCAAUUGGGGUCAUCUCAAGAUAUCCUUCCCUUUCUGCUAACCGGAGAGAAGGUGAAAAAGUGAAGGCUGAAGAGUAGACCUCUCGUUUGAGGAUCAUGAAAUUCUAUAGUACUGUCAAGUCCUUUAAUAGAAGGAAAGGGGCGAUGCAAACCCAUCCUUCUUCGUUGAAUACUGAGUCAGUAGGCUUAUAUUGUUUAAAUAAAAAUCUCCAAUAUUCUGCUGUCCUGCCUGAUUGCGUACAACCAAAACCACCCAAUUCCCUCCCACAGGCAUCCUUGUUCCUAACACGGACAUUAAACGCGAGCCCUAUCUUGAAUGAUGCUGUUUCUUAUGGCUCCAUUGGUCAACCUCGCAAAGGCACCAUGUUCUCCGCCAGUUUACAACCAUCACCUUUGACAAUUGCUGAGAGUGAUCUCCAGCUUCCCACCUCACCUUUCCUUCAACGUCCUCUACCUGUCGAUCAUAUCACUCCCCCUUCAGACUCUUUAUUUCUUGGAGGACAAGAUGUAAUUACUGAGCCUGAAAACGAAAAUUUGAUGGGUGUCCUGGACGAGUGCUCUGGUGGGAGCUUUACUGGUUUGCACUGCACUAAGGAGAGUUUGACAUCCACUGAGAAGCUUGUACUUCAAUAUUUGUCCAAGGAGCUUGAAAUUCCCGUCGAUGACGUCUCCCAAAAUUCCAAUGAAGCACAGCGAGUUUCAUCGAUCCCUGUCACUGAGUUGAAUCAUAAUGCAAACUAUCGUUCGUCAGCUGCACAAAUGGAUGACAGCAUUAACCGACUUCCUGAAGCUGCAACUUCACAAAAGCAAAGAAUAAGAUGGACGACUGAGCUUCAUGACCUUUUUGUAGAUGCAGUUAAAUCCCUCGGAGGCCCUGAUGUUGCAACUCCAAAAAGUAUACUGGGUAUUAUGAAUGUUAAGGGCUUAAGUAUCUAUCAUGUCAAGAGCCAUUUGCAGAAAUACCGCCUUGCUAAAAAAUUUCCGGAGACAAAUCAUGACAAGAGCACUUCCACCGUGGUAGAGAAUAAAGCAGCUUCAUCGAACAGUAACAAUGAUGCACUUGUCAUUGAGUCCAAUAGAGACGUGCAAGUAACAGAGGCUUUGCGCACACAAAUUGAAAUUCAAAAGCUGCUGCAUGAGCAGCUUAAGGCACAGAAAGAGCUUCAGAUACGCAUUGAGCAGAAUGAAAAGUUCUUGAGGGAGUUAAUGGAACAGAAAGCGAUUUCGAUCUAUGAGCCAUCAUCAUUUGCUGUCCCUGUCUCAGAACCCAAACUGCUGCCUCACUCUCCAUCUGCUGAUGUUUCCUCACCAGGGCAAGCUGCAGUGAAUAGUGAUUGCUAUUUAUUCCAACCAUCCAAUCACAAAGACUCUGACACUGUGGAAUCUGAGAAGGCAAAAUGUCCUAAACGGGAUCGAGGACAAAAGGAACAUCCGAUCCUACACUAAACUAGUUGACAAUUGCAGAAAAUGAAAGUUCACUGGAAGCCAUGAUUCUGAGCAUUUGAUGAUUGAAAAGCCUUUUGUAUGAUUGCUGCACUCAAGUUCUCGUGUGUAAUGCGCGCCACUUGCAAUUAUAAGAAUAAUACUAUCGUGCGCAAAUUCCAUCCCAA